UGGCGGAUGACGGUGAUAGAAGCAGCCCCUCCUUUUUUAUUCAUUUGGACCUUUGAAGUGUGAAGUAGUCCAAAUUACAGGAGUCUGUCAUCACCACACCCAGACCGCAGGAUUAAGCCCAUUGGUUUCGACCUUGUGUCUGCCAGGAAACCCAUCGACCGCUUUACUUUUACCUUAUAAUUAUUUUUUGACAAGUCGGAAGCGUCUGUAUACCUGCGCGCAGCACAUAGAGCCUCCUGCCUGUCUCUCUCUCUCUCUCUGUGUCUGUCUGUGUGUGUGUGUGUGUGUGUGUGUGUGUCUGUGUGUGUGUGCGUGCAGCUCUCUGAAAUGGGGAACAGCAAACCUUCAACGCUCCUCUCACUCAUCGGUGUCAUGCUGCUCUGGCCGUAUGUUCUCACAAAGAGCGUCUCAUCCAGCUCUUCUCUCACUGCAGUUCAGGGAGAAGAGCGCCCUCAUGUGGUGAAGCGGUCAACACAGAAAUGUGAAAGCACAUUUGAUAAAUACUGUCUGAACAACGGCCUGUGCAUGCUGCUGGUGGACAUCAACGAACAUCACUGCAAGUGUGAGGAUGGCUUCUACGGUCCCAGGUGUGGAAACCUGGAGCUGGUGUUUCAGCCAAUGGCAGAAGAGCAGAUCCUCCUCACUGUUUUCUGUGUGAUUCUGCUGAUGAUCGGUCUGGCUGGAGCUCUGUACUUCUGCUGCAAAUGGUACAAGAAAAACAGAUUCUCACGUCCCCCAAAGCGGCAGGGCUACAAAGGCGUCCAGUGUGACUCGAUCCCGUUGCAUCAACCUCUCUAAAGGCAAUCUUGAAUUUUUACCGGACAAGCUUUUUUCUUAGUGGCUGGUUACUUGAUUUUCUCUCUCACAUCAUAUAUCCUCUGAUAAAACAUUUAAGAAGACAGUUUGGCAAAAAGUUCCUGUGGGUGACACCGCACACAGUAAUGGUGGGUCAUUAAAGAAAUAUGGACGUAGGCACAAUUGGGAACAUUUCUAACCCCUGUAGUAAUACUUUCUCAUAGAAAUUCACAGAUAUGCCCAGAUGAGCAAAAGGGCUAACAAUGAUUGGCAUACAUUUGAUAAUUACAAAUAUAUAUAUUUGUAGCUAUUAUGGAAAUACAAAAUAGUCAUUACAAUCACAAGUGCUGCAGUAUAUUUUUAAUGCCUUCUUUUUGUAAUUGUAUUUUAUCAAUUUUUGCAUUCAUAACUGCACUGUAUUUAUAUCUGAACUGUUUUGAAUAUCUUCUCUUAUUUUAUUUAUCUUUAUUUCUGUCUGGUAUUUCUAAAAGCCCACCUGGACAGGUGUGUAAACACUAAGAGCAGUGCAUCUGGUUCAUGGUUAGACAUUUUUUUUAGUCAGAAAAAAAACCAAGUUAUUGUUGAUAAUUUAUUGAUAAUGUCUACACUGGAAUCUGUUACUCAUUGAAUAUCUCAUUCUGUAUGAAUUUAUUUGACGUUUUAUUUAAGUCUGUCUAUUUUAAAACAUGUCUGUGCUCUGAAGGGCACGUGAAUCAAAGUCUCUACAUUCUUCAGUUGCUGUUUUUUUUUUUUUAUGUGAUGCAAAGUUUUGUUUGUUAAAGGAAACAAAAAAGUGUAUUAAAGAUCAUACAUUUCAAACAG
Molecule: messenger RNA, 1617 nt
Organism: Labrus mixtus (cuckoo wrasse)
Lineage: Eukaryota; Metazoa; Chordata; Actinopteri; Labriformes; Labridae
Product: proepiregulin-like
Exons: 5
Coding region: 328-798 (156 amino acids)
Biological process (GO): epidermal growth factor receptor signaling pathway; positive regulation of mitotic nuclear division; positive regulation of cell population proliferation
Source: RefSeq, a predicted model, not a curated record